GUGUUGUUUUCGCCGGCGCUUUUUUCUUUUCUUCUUUACGAAUCGGAUCCCGCCGAUCAGCCGUUUCUCUUUUUCUUCUUUCCGAAUUGGAUCCCGCCGAUCCGGAUCCGCCGCUCAACGACAUGGUCAUAGCGUUAGGUCCGGGCAGAUUCUACGGCAAGAGCCUCCCCAGGCCGCGGAUCUACGAGGACGUGAAGUUCAACGACCACAGAGUCGACCCGCCGGUCCCCGUCUCCGAUCCCCUGAUGUCCUGGGCCGAGGAGGCCCACUGGUCCAUGGGCGGCCUGAGCCUCACGCGCCACCGCCUCCAGGGCAAGAUCGAAGGCAAUUUGAACAAGAUACGGGCGGAGGAAGAGAGGCAGGACAGGAAAAUCCUCAAGAAAUCCUCCUCCCCUGUCUUCAGCACCCCUUCACCUCCGCCUGCUCCCAUUGCCACCAAGCGAAAGCGCCGGUUCAUUGACGAGGCAGAAGAUGGAAGCUUCCCGGCCAGGAAAUUAGGGGAUGACUUUGACCGGGUAGCCCAGGAAGUCGAGGCAAAAGAGAAAGUGGGUGUGCAGACCAGAGGCCGAAAGGCCGAGAAAGUGGCGGUGGAGGCGGUGGUUGUGGCCAAGGAGAAGCCUCAGGGAUUUAAGAGGCUGAAGAAAGGAAUCAAAUCGGCUAAGGAAACAGGACCGGCUUCCCCAAGCCAGAAGAGAUCUUCUCCGAGAUUGUCUAAACGGGAGUUGCCUUGAAAGUGUUUGAUGAUUUGUCGAGGUGAACUUAGGUUAAUGUAGGUACUAUAUAUGAUUGUGAGUUCAUAAUCCCUUCUCUUGUGCAGUUGAAAUUGCCAAUGGAAUUGAAUUGGACUCUCUGUUUUGUUUGAAUGUGGUAAUUAUUGCUAUGGAGUUUAAACACUUUGGUUCCAAUUGUGUUUACCAUUAUCAAAUGUGAUUUUGGUGGGUAUUGAAGUUUGUUUGUGUAUGUCUUGUGAUAUUGUGAUAUUUUUUACUUGUUGAUUUUGUGGACUUUAUGAGCUUGGA
Cuscuta campestris is the source of this 1019-nucleotide messenger RNA. NCBI's taxonomy places the organism in Eukaryota, Viridiplantae, Streptophyta, Magnoliopsida, Solanales, Convolvulaceae. The record is from the annotation of a GenBank genome assembly.